Torulaspora globosa is the source of this 720-nucleotide messenger RNA. RefSeq lists its product as uncharacterized. The transcript has a single exon. Lineage: Eukaryota; Fungi; Ascomycota; Saccharomycetes; Saccharomycetales; Saccharomycetaceae. The record is from RefSeq and is a predicted model, not a curated record. Bases 1 to 720 code for a protein of 239 amino acids.
AUGUACAUUCCAAAGCAGUACGAGGUCACUGACCUGGCAAAGCAAAUCGAAGUGAUCCAGAAAAAUCCUUUGGGAAUUCUCUUUACCGCAAGAAAAUCUAAUAGCGGACUCUUAAGCUAUGUGUUAGGAGGAUCCUCUGAUGCUGUUGACUCUGAACUCUGUGCCACCCACUUACCAUUCCUCUUUGUUGAGGGGAAAGGUGGUCAAAAGCACAAGCUUAUCGCACAUAUGGCAGCAAAGAAUGGUCAGAUCGCUCAUUUGGAGGAAAGCGGGAGGGUUCUUAUUGUUUUCCAAGGACCUCAUUCAUACAUGUCACCUAGCUGGUGCCCAACGAAAAAGAAGACCCAUAAAGUGGUUCCUGGCUGGUAUUAUGCCACACUUCACGUCUAUGGAACUCCCAAGAUAAUCAGAGAUAAGAAGUGGCUGCUUGACCAGGUUAGUCAAUUGAGCGAUCAAGAAGAAGGCAAAAGACCAGAAGGUGCGGAAUUUGAAGAAAAGUGGAAGGUGACAGAUGCCCCGGAGCGAGUGAUCGAUGCGAAGCUCAACGGAGUCGUUGGUGUGGAAAUUGAAAUCUCAGAUAUGCAAUGUAAAUUCAGGUUUGGCCAGGAGAUGUCUAAAGAGGACAUCGAAGGUGUAAUUCAUGGUUUCGAGCAUGAACUAGGAGGAGAACAUGGCGCAGACCUGGCUAACAUCGCUAGAGAAUGUUAUAGUUCGCGCUAA